This is a messenger RNA of Papaver somniferum (opium poppy), 916 nucleotides long. RefSeq names its product FAS1 domain-containing protein SELMODRAFT_448915-like. The transcript has a single exon. NCBI's taxonomy places the organism in Eukaryota, Viridiplantae, Streptophyta, Magnoliopsida, Ranunculales, Papaveraceae. The coding region runs from base 1 to 729 and encodes 242 amino acids. The record is from RefSeq and is a predicted model, not a curated record.
AUGGCGACUUACCACAGGUAUUUGAUCCUGUUGAUGAUGAGUCGGAUAUUAUCAACAUCUGUGGCAGAAAGUUUUUCGACAAAGGAUGACUUAGUUGUUGCCAUCAAAGAAAUGCAGAAAGCCAACCACUUCAGCUUGGUGAUGCUUCUUAAUAUGUUGCCAUCAGAUAAGUUACCGGAAAAUAUCACGUUCUUGAUGCCCAAUGAUCGAUUGCUAUCAAAUAUCUCAAUGCCUGAACAUGAAAUUGCUGAGUUCAUACAGAGGCAUUCAAUUCCUUCUCCUCUUCUUUUAGAUCAGAUGAAACAUUUUCCUACUGGUUCUAUGAUCCCAACAUCGAAGCCCAAUUUUAUGCUCAAGAUAUCAAACAAUGGAAACAGAAGAAGCUUUUAUCUCAAUGAUAUCCUGAUUAUUAGCCCGGAUAUCUGCACUGCAGGGUUUUCAAUCAGAUGCCAUGGAAUAAAUGGGGUGCUGUUGAGUACAGAACCUGAGCAAAAUGGUACUGCAUUGCCUCCUUCAUCCCACUGUGUGACAAGUCCAAAUAGUGCACCUGGAGCUGAACCUAGUCCAACGCAGUCAUCACCUUUAGAAGAUUCCCAGGAUCUGGUUCCCGCAAUCUCCCCGUCACCCAAUCACUCGGGAUUCCACACGUCAGAAUCCUCACAAGCACUUGUUGUACUGUUAUUGCACUCUGUAAUGACCUGUAUGAUACUAUCACUGGUGUACUACUAAUUAUUGAAACUUCUAUGAAAAGAAUUAGUUAACCGAAAGACAGUCUAACACCCUAUGCACAGUCCAAAUGGAUGAGAUAAUAUGUUUAUCUGUAUUUUUUUUUUAAUUAUAUGUGCUACUAAGUCCUAAUCGGAAGACUCGAAAUCUAACUUAAUAACAGGAGAGGUACAUAUGAUUGAUGGAUAGA